UGCCAAACCAACAAGGCACCACCAGACCAAAGGUCUCCGACCGACCCAAACAUUAGACACACAGAGCGAAAAUCACCCAUCAAGUCAAAAUCGACGCAAUCGAUUUGAUUUGAUUUGCAGUUGGAGCAAUGGCGGGGGUGUCAUUGAAGUGCGGGGACUGUGGAGCCCUAUUGAAGUCCGUACAGGAGGCUCAAGAGCACGCCGAGCUCACCUCUCACUCCAACUUCUCCGAGUCCACCGAGGCCAUUCUCAAUCUCGUUUGCACCUCUUGCGGCAAACCUUGCCGAUCCAAAACGGAAAGUGAUUUGCAUACGAAGAGGACGGGGCAUACGGAGUUUGCUGAUAAGACGUCGGAGGCAGCGAAACCGAUAAGUUUGGAGGUUCCGAAAGUGGCUGAUGAAUCGGGAGAGGCUAUGGAUGUUGAUGGAAGUGGUAGUAGCAAGCCCGAAGAAAUGGUUGUGCCAGAGGUUGAUAAAAAACUACUUGAGGAACUAGAAGGAAUGGGUUUCCCUGCAGCACGGGCAACCCGGGCGCUCCAUUACUCUGGUAAUGCCAGUCUUGAGGCUGCUGUGAAUUGGAUAGUUGAACAUGAGAAUGACCCAGAUAUAGACCAGAUGCCCAUGGUACCUGUCAGCACUAAUGUCGAUGCUUCUAAACCUUCUCUCACACCUGAAGAAGUUAAGCUUAAAGCACAAGAACUAAGGGAGCGAGCUCGCAAGAAGAAAGAGGAAGAAGAAAAGAAAGCUGAAAGAGAAAGGGAAAAGGAAAGAAUUCGAAUUGGCAAGGAACUUCUUGAAGCAAAGCGGAUUGAGGAAGAAAAUGAAAGAAAACGUUUGUUGGCCUUGCGGAAAGCUGAGAAAGAGGAGGAAAAAAGAGCUAGGGAAAAAAUUCGUCAAAAAUUGGAAGAAGACAAGGCAGAAAGGAGGAGAAGGCUUGGAUUGCCUCCAGAAGAUCCUGCAACUGCAAAACCUUCAACACCUGUUGUGGAAGAGAAAAAGAGCUCAUUGCCUGUUAGGCCUGCAACAAAGGUAGAGCAAAUGAGAGAGUGUUUGCGAUCUCUUAAGCAGAAUCACAAGGAUGAUGAUGCCAGAGUGAAGAGAGCAUUCCAGACGCUUCUUACAUAUAUAGGGAAUGUAGCCAAAAAUCCUAACGAGGAGAAGUUCAGAAAAAUUAGACUCAAUAACCAGACCUUUCAGGAUAGAGUUGGUGCACUGAAGGGGGGAAUAGAGUUUCUUGAGCUGUGCGGAUUUCAGAAAAUUGAAGGGGGUGAGUUCCUGUUUCUACCGCGAGACAAAGUGGAAAUGGAAUUGCUCAAUUCAGCUGGCGCUGAGCUGAAUUCCGCAAUAAAUAAUCCCUUUUUCGGAGUUCUCUAAGUAUAAAAUACUUUCUUUUUGUUUUCCUUUUCUUUUUUUGAAAAUAUUUUCUCCGAUAUUGGAUUUAUGCCUUCAGUGUGUUAACUGUAACUAUACCAACUUUGUUUAUACAUUGAUGGAAUCAAUUGUCUAGCUGGAUAUUUUACAAUA
This is a messenger RNA of Pistacia vera, 1523 nucleotides long. Its product is annotated as UBX domain-containing protein 1. The transcript is spliced from 12 exons. Gene Ontology annotation, molecular function: protein binding. Lineage: Eukaryota; Viridiplantae; Streptophyta; Magnoliopsida; Sapindales; Anacardiaceae. The record is from RefSeq and is a predicted model, not a curated record. Bases 129 to 1373 code for a protein of 414 amino acids.